AUGGAAGUUAGUGAAAAUGAUCAAGAUGAUUGUAUGGAAAUUGAUGACUCUAUCCCAGAAACCUCUAUUAUCGAACGUAAAUCAGAUCAAUUUGAAUCAUCAGAAGGAAAUACCACUACCAGUACUGUGGAAACGGAAAAAACUGAUUCUAAUGCAAAAAUUGAUGAAUCUUGCGAAAACAAAACAAAUGCUGAUGUAAAUACAGAUUUAACCACGGCGUCUACGGCUACGACUGAGCAAGUUGAGCAACCCGCAGAUAAGCCGGUAGAAAAUGUGAAAACAUCAGAAAAUCAAAAAGAAAAACCAGCACCUGUAGAUGAUGGUGAAAUUGUUGUAUUGGAUGAUGACGACGACGAUGAUAUGCAGGGAGGUACCAAUAAGCCAAAUAACACAAUUGCCAUUGAAGAUAUCAUUGACUUGGUUGAUAAACCUGCCAAUCUCCGUUGUAUUAACAAUAACUGUGAAGGAACAUACACCGAUUUUAUACUUGCUCCAGAUUUUUGUCUUUCUUAUUACAGAGUCAAGCGUUCGAAAAGUAAAAAGGAGGAACUUUGCGUAGGUUGCUAUGAUAAAGCUGUAAGUAAUUUUGAUGAACUUACGACCAACCUGAAAGAAAACAAAUUGAUAUUAAAAUGUAAUUAUCCCAUAAUGAAUGAAACACUGCAAAUCGAAGAUAGCGAUGAAGAAGAGGAGGAGGAAAAAGAAAAUGUGAACUGGAAUAAGAAAAAUGUCAAAUUUAUAUGCAACCACUUCUAUGAUGUUAUAAACAAAACAGUGGGGAAACUGAACGGUGAAGAGAUAAUAAAUAUGGAAACUGCAUAUGUAAAAUUCGAGAGUAAUCAAUUAGAAGUUAAUCAGAAGGAAGUGACAAAGAAAGCUUCUGAACUAAGGAAGUUCUUUGAUCAAAUCCAACUAAAUUUGUACAACCAGUUCAGACCGGAAUUAAGUCCUUUAAAAGGCCUUUCAAUAACUGAUGACUUUAAUGUGGCUCCCUCCUUAGUAGUAAGAACAGAACCAAGCAUGGAGUUAAGUCCUAGAAAAAGUUCCAGAUCCCACAAACCUGUUUCUUACGUUGAACUGGAUGAUCCCGGCAAUUCCAAUAGCCCUAAAGUGAAUAUAUCUCCUGACGUGGAGAUUCCCAAGGAUUUACCACCUGUGGGUCCCGUUGAGAAGAUUGAACCAAAAAUUGGUGAAAUUUACUACAUAGUCCGAGAAAAUUUCCAGACCAAUUGGAUAAGAGCUCGCCUACAAACUAAAAUACCUCCAGGAGUCUCUCACAAUGGCGAAGUAUACUCGACCACACUUUACAAGUUAGUCGAACUUAAGCAACAGAAAGAACGACUUAUUAAUGGCAAAUAUAUAGCACAACUUCAUCACAGCAGAAAUCGCUUGUUGCCAGUCGGUACGCGAGUUAUAUCAGUUUUUAGAGAGUGCUCGACAGAAGGGGUCAAGAAGCCAAGAACUGAUCCGUACUAUGCUGGAAUUGUGGCGGAACAACCCUUUGAAGGGAAUAAAUAUCGGUAUUUAAUAUUCUUCGAUAUAGGAUAUUCUCAGUAUGUCAGCUAUCUUAAUGUAAAUCUGGUUAUCGAAACAAGUCCGAAUGUGUGGGAUGAUGUAGAUGAGGGAUGCAGAGCAUUUAUCAAGAAAUAUUUAGAAAGUCAAGACAGGCCUAUGGUUAAGCUGGCCACAAAUCAAACUAUAAAAGUGGAAUAUAACGGGAAAUGGUUGAUCUGUCGCGUAGUCAAUGUGGAUUGUUCGCUAGCACAAGUGUGCUUUGAAACGAUAAAGAGAACAGAAUGGAUAUAUAGAGGAUCUACCAGAUUGAGCCCAAUGUUUAAAGAAGAACAAGCCGCGACCAGUAGGCAUACAGGCGUAAGGAUUACAAGAAAAUUAGGACCGAAUGAGUCUGCAACCGUUGUGCAAUACACGAGAAAGGAUGAAAACAACAGUUCUGCUCAGCCCACCACCGAAAACAACACCGAAUCCCCGACACCUAUAAGGGCCGUAGCGAGAAAAAGUACCACCAGACCACAAAACAGUUCAUCUGCGACCGCAAAACCAUUCCUUCCCGAGGAUGUCAGAAACACAAACAACACUAAUGGACCAACCAGUAAAAUAAUGUACUUCACUCCUCGCGAUCAAGUAAUCAUAAAAAGAAAGUAUAAGUUGCACACUUGCUCCCACAAAUGCAGAGAGUUGCAAACUUAUGACUCUUCGAAACUUCGCGGCCACAAUCCUCUCUCGAAACCACUCUUAUGCGGCUGGGGCCGAUUGACAGUUAAAAGUAGAGGUCGAAGAGAGAUCAUAUACAAAUCUCCGUGUGCUAGACUGCUGCGAAACAUUGCGGAAGUUCAUACUUAUCUGCGAGUCACCAGGAGCGAGUUGACGAUUGAUUUGUUCGAUUUCCAUCACAAUGUAAGAUGUUUGGCCGAGUUUAAUGUGGAUUGCCAGGCUGAUCCCACAGAUCUUUCUAAGGGAAUGGAACAAACUCCUAUUCCGGUUGUGAACGGAAUCAAUAGGGAAAUGUUAGAUUUUUGUAAUUAUUCAAUUAAGAGAGUUCCUAUGGAAGGAGUCGAUAUGAAUCUCGAUCCAGAAUAUCUGUGCGGCUGUGAUUGCGAUGACGAUUGUAUUGAUAAGACGAAGUGUGCCUGCUGGAAGCUCACUUUGGAGGGAGCAAAAUAUAUUGGAAGAGAUAUAAGUCCUACAUCAGUUGGUUACAUAUACCGAAGGUUGCCCGAACAAGUUAUUACAGGAAUAUAUGAAUGUAACUCCAGAUGCAAAUGUUCAUCGACUUGCCUAAACAGAGUUGUGCAGAACCCCAUGAGUUUGAAACUUCAAGUAUUUAGGACUCACAACCGCGGUUGGGGCAUCAGAUGUCUCAAUGACGUUCCUCCAGGCAGCUUUAUCUGUAUUUAUGCUGGUACAAUACACACUGAAGCUAUGGCCAAUGUGGAUGGUGUGGCAUAUGGAGAUGAAUACUUUGCGGAAUUGGAUUAUAUCGAAACUGUUGAAAAAUAUAAAGAAGAUUACGAAGCGGAAGUCAUGGAGGAGGAGGAAGAGGAAAAGGGGUAUAAACGUCGAAAAAAUCCACCCGAAGAGGAGGAAGAGGAAGAAGAGGAAUCCGUAACGGUGGUCACUAACAGCAAAUACAAAAGAUACAAUUAUGCCGCAGAUAACGAUUUUACACCUAGUCAUCCCGAUAGGAUUAUUGCGGGAGAUCAAGCAAUUAGAACGCGACUAAGAACGAGAAACAAAGAUGACGUUAAAGACGAUUUCAAGGAAGAGAACGAAGUGAAAGCCAAAAAAGAAGAGUCAAAGCAUGAAAUGGGAAUGAAAAUAAAACAAGAACUAAGUAGAAAUAGUUCGGAGUCUUAUCAAUCAAUGAAAUCGUUAAUCGAGGGAUUGUCUGAUAACAUCGAAACUGUUACCAUAAGCGACGAAGAAGAUGAGGGAAGAGAAGUGUUAAGUUUUAAUCCGCAAGCAAGUAACUUGGACGAUAAAGGACCCAAUUACACCUCUGUUCGAGAGCUCUUCGGAAAAGAUGAAUCUGUCUAUGUCAUGGAUGCAAAAAAUGCUGGAAACAUUGGACGAUUCUUGAAUCAUUCCUGUUCACCAAACGUUUUCGUGCAGAAUGUUUUCGUCGAUACUCAUGAUCCCCGCUUCCCGUGGGUAUCAUUCUUUUCGUUGCAUCAAAUCCGAGCAGGAACAGAACUGACGUGGAAUUACAAUUACGACAUCGGCAGCGUUCCCGGUAAAAUGUUGACCUGUCAUUGUGCCUCAGGAGAAUGUAAAGGGCGUUUAUUGUAA
This is a messenger RNA of Diabrotica balteata, 3807 nucleotides long. Lineage: Eukaryota; Metazoa; Arthropoda; Insecta; Coleoptera; Chrysomelidae. The record is from the annotation of a GenBank genome assembly.